This is a messenger RNA of Tripterygium wilfordii, 1132 nucleotides long. Its product is annotated as photosynthetic NDH subunit of lumenal location 5, chloroplastic-like. The record is from RefSeq and is a predicted model, not a curated record. Gene Ontology annotation, biological process: protein folding; protein peptidyl-prolyl isomerization. Bases 148 to 954 code for a protein of 268 amino acids. Gene Ontology annotation, molecular function: peptidyl-prolyl cis-trans isomerase activity. Lineage: Eukaryota; Viridiplantae; Streptophyta; Magnoliopsida; Celastrales; Celastraceae. The transcript is spliced from 7 exons.
CCCAAACAAUUUCAACGGUAUACCGUAUAUCCUUUCCUUCUCGAAUUUCCCGUCCUCUCCUCUCACAGACUCACGCACAUUAUAAAGCCAUAAAGGUCUCACGCAGUCACGCUCCCUGACCACGCAGAGAGACUACCUACUCCAUCAAUGGCGGCUACUUUGACGACGAUGACGACCUUGUUAAAUGCGAGCUCGCUCACGGUCGCGGAACCACGAAGGUUUUCUAAGAUCAGAGUUCUAAGCCCUAAUUUCGAUUCUGUGAGGGGUCUAAGGAAAGUUUCGCUGCCGUCGAGUGGUUCGUUGUCCUCUUCGUGCUCGUCCUUCUCGGGCUCAGUGAGCUUUGCUCCUCCAUCGUUGUCUUCUUCAUCUUGGCGCACAAAGAGCAGCUCUGUUAUCCGUGCCAGUGCUGAGGAAGUGGCUACUUUACAAUCCAAAGUGACAAACAAAGUGUUUUUUGAUGUGAGUAUUGGAAAUCCAGUGGGAAAGCUUGCUGGGAGGAUUGUGAUUGGAUUGUAUGGUGAUGAUGUGCCCCAAACAGUGGAGAACUUCCGUGCUUUAUGCACAGGAGAGAAGGGCUUCGGCUACAAGGAUUCGACGUUCCAUCGUGUCAUCAAAGAUUUCAUGAUUCAGGGUGGUGACUUUGAUAAAGGAAAUGGAACUGGAGGUAAAAGCAUAUAUGGGCGUACAUUUAAAGAUGAAAAUUUCAAGUUGUCCCAUACUGGACCGGGAGUUCUUAGUAUGGCAAAUGCAGGUCCCAACACCAAUGGCAGCCAGUUUUUUAUAUGCACUGUCAAGACUCCAUGGCUUGACCAGAGGCAUGUUGUUUUUGGGCAAGUUUUGGAAGGCAUGGACAUUGUGAAGCUGAUUGAGUCGCAAAACACUGACAGAGGGGACCGCCCACAAAAGAAAGUGACCAUCAUUGAUUGCGGUGAGCUUCCAUUGUCUGAAGCUUGAUCUCAUCAAUGCUAAUCUUUCCCCAUUUUUCAUGGCUAUUUUACCCCGUCGAAAACGCUUUUGUUGAAAUGUGUUUGUUGUUGUUCCAUUUUUAGUUUUUCUUGUCAUGUGUCCUUGGAAUAGAAACCAAAAACAGUCAAUACAAUUUUUUUUUAUUCUGUUGGAUUAUCUUUCACAA